Molecule: messenger RNA, 1056 nt
Organism: Tachysurus vachellii
Lineage: Eukaryota; Metazoa; Chordata; Actinopteri; Siluriformes; Bagridae
Product: NLR family CARD domain-containing protein 3-like
Exons: 4
Coding region: 1-1056 (351 amino acids)
Source: RefSeq, a predicted model, not a curated record
AUGAACCCUGUGCCUUCCUGCUUCUCCAUAUCACAGCUGAACAAAGGGAACCUGAUCUUCUAUGAUGAAGACCUGAGAGAGUGUGGUAUUGAUGUGACAGAAGCAGCAGUGUACUCAGGUGUGUGUACUCAGAUCUUCAGAGAGGAGUUUGGGCUUCACCACAGUAAAGUGUGCUGCUUUGUUCAUCUGAGCAUUCGGGAGCAUCUCGCAGCUCUGUAUGUGCACCUGACCUUCAUGAAGGAGAAGAGAAAUGUUCUUAUACAGAAUCAGGUUUCUAACAGGAGGAUGGAAGAAAAUACAAUCUCAGAUAUACACAAGAUUGCUGUAUUUCAGGCUUUAGAAAGUCAGACUGGACAUCUGGAUCUUUUCCUUCGCUUUCUUCUGGGUCUCUCACUGAAGUGCAAUCAGAAACUCUUACAUGUUUUAGUAACUCAGACAGGAAGUAACCCCCAGAGCACACAGGAAACAGUUCAGUACAUUAAGAAGAAGAUAAAUGAAAAUCUUCCUACAGAGAAAUCCAUCAAUCUGUUCCACUGUCUGAAUGAACUGGGUGAUGAUUCUCUAGUGGAGGAAAUCCAACACUACCUGAAAUCUGGAAAACAAAGUCGACUUUCUUCUUCACAGCUUUCUGCUCUGGUGUUUGUGUUACUGACAUCAGCACAGGAGCUGGAUGAGUUUGACCAGAGUAAAUGUUUCAGUACAGAUAAGAUAACAGAAGAUGUUGUUCUGAAGAUGAUGCCUGUGAUUACAGCAUCCAGUAAAGCAAUUAUCAGCUGUAAUAAACUUGGAGUAAAAAGUUGGUCAUCUCUGGUCUCACCGCUCAGAUCAGAAACCUACAAACUGAGAGAACUUCAUCUGACUGUGAAAACACUGGAUCUGUCUAAUUAUAAACUAGGAGACUCAGAAGUGAAGAUUCUCUGUGCUGUACUGGAGAAUCCUCACUGUAAAGUGGAGACACUGAGGUUGUUUAAUUGUGGUGUCUCAGAUGAAGGCUGUGCUGCUCUGACUUCAGCUCUGAGAUCAAACCCCUCACACCUGAGAGAACUGAAUCUAUAG